AUGCCGUUAGCAGGCGACUGCCCCGCUCCAGGUUUAGCACGACAAGAGGUUAAUGGCCAUGUGCCAAUUGGGUCGGUUCAUAUCCUUGUACAUGGAUUAUCAUCUAGGCUGACCAGGCUUGCCAACUUCCGCUUUCAAGAGCGGUCCUUGACUUACAGCGAUGGUGUUGAACCACCACACACCUGGAAGGCGGUUUCAGCGUAUGGCACGCGGUCGGCGGAGCUCCUCACGGCUGUCGCACGGCUGGAGGCCACCAAGCGGCUCACCGUCCGGGCCCUAUGGUCGUACGACGAGGCGCGUGUGCGGGGUUGGCUGCAGAAGGAGCGCAAGGCGGCGGUGACUGUGCUGGGUGCCGUGGUCCCCCGGGGUGAGAGGGGGGAAGCCGCUGUCGGCAGUAGUCACCUGUACGACCUGAUUCGGGAGGCGGUGGAGGACCUCUUGGAAGAGCAGCCGCCGGGGGGGAAUCGGGAGCGGUACAGCCUGAUCUCCUGUUUUCGUGAGCUACCGAGUGUGACGCGGCAGUACGACAGGCAGUACGACCGCCAGCGCAGCGGCGGUGUUGGCGGCGGCGGCGGCGGCAUCUCGUCGACGUCGUCUUCCCCCCCCGCCCCCAUCCUGGAGCUCCCCCCGGAGGUCCUGGAGGGCAUCAUGUCCAGGUUGGGGCCUCUAGACCUGGCGCGGCUGCGGGCCACCUGUACGGCACUGGCGGAUGCUGGCGCCGCGGGGGGUGCGGUGCCGGGAGUGCGGUUGACGCUGUUCCCGCACCAGGGCCUUGGUAAGACCAUCACGGCCCUGUCCCUGGUGCUCAAGACCCUGGGCCAGCUGCCCGCCCCGCCCCCCGGGGCCCACGUGGAGUGGCUGCCCAGCCGGGAGGGCAGGAGGGUGGGGGUCUACAACAGGGCCGACGGAGGAGGGGCGGGACUGGGUGGCGGCAGCGGAGACAGAGGAGCUGUGGAAGAGGAGGCGGCGGAGGAGGAGGGGGAGGAGCGGCGGCUGUCCUCUCAGGCGGCGGAAGUGAUGACGCCGAACGGCGGUGACGGCGCUACUGGAGGUUGGCGGAGCGCAAGGAGCCCGGCGGCGGCACUGCUGACGGUGACGACGGCGACAGACACUACUACCGCCAUCACCACACCGCCAUCGUCUCCGCGGACGCGGCGGCAACGCCAGCGGCAGCAGCAGCCGCCGCCGCAGCGGUCGACGCCGAAGCUAGCAGGAGGAGGUGCGGAAGAGAGCCCAUCCAGGAACGUUGCUGUGGGCGGGAGCGGCGGCGGCGGCGGCGGCGCUGAUGGUGAACUGGAUAGGCGGGGCCGCCGCAGCGGCGGUGAUGCCGCCGCUGCCGCCGGCACCUCUGGGCGGAAGCGGAGGGGUAAGUCGCAAGAACAGCCGACAUCGGCAUCAUCAUCACAGAGACAGAAGAUGAGUCGCGAAGGCGGCGGAGGCGGCAACCGCGGUCGUGGCCGUGGCGGGAAGGCGGUGCUGACGGACGACGACGACGACAGCGACGAGGAGGGGGAGGAGGAGGAGGGGGAGGAGGAGGAGGAGGAGGAGGAGGAACAAGAUUCUCAUGAUAGCGACGACGAUGAUGAUGACUAUGCACCGAGCGGGAAGGGGAGGGGGAGGAUGUGUGCGGGGCAACGGCGGCGACGUAGUGCUGGCGGCGGCGGAGGCGGCGGCGGCAGGAAGGCGGUGGCGGCGGCAGAACACCGCCAGCGGCAGCGGCAGUCUGCUCCGAGCACUCAGCGGAGAAGACCCGGGGCCGUCGGCGGUAACGGCGGCGGCGGCAGUGACGUGGCGGAGGAUGGCAGUGAGGAGGAGGGGGUGGUCUGGGUCCAGUGCGAACAGUGCCGCGUGUGGAGGCGGCUACCGAGCGGCACGUUGGCUCCUGAAGGUGAUGACCCAUGGUUCUGUCACAUGCAUCCGCUGCCCGAGACGGCUUCCUGUACGGCACCACGGGAGGAGUACGACUCCGAUGGCGAGUUUGCGAAUGCGCCGGGCUUUUUCCGUCCAGGCGACCAGGACACAGCAGGAGCUGGUGGGGAUGGGGGGGUGGGGGAACGUGUCCGUGUUUCGAAUGUGGAGUACUUCACGUCCACUCUCCGAGCGGCUGCAGCCGCCCUGGGUGUGGAUGCGGGCCGGGAGCUGGCGGGCAUGAAGGCGUUGAGCUGGUUGGUAGCCCAGGAGCCCGCAGCGCUGCACUCACAUGGCCCAGGAGUCGUGGUACCGACGGAGGUACGGCACACCAGCAUCGGGUACGACACUGUGUUCCGGAAGCUGGAUCUGGUGCCGGUUGGUGACAUUAACGGAGGCGGCGGAAGCUGCCGACGUGGCCGCGGCGGCGGCCGAAGGGCCGGCGGCGGCCGUGGUGGCGGCAGCAGCGCGUCGAGUUUCACGCAGCACAGGUGGCGUACGGCGCCGUACAUGGUACGACUCUUGCUGGACAUCAAGGCUCUGGCGGCGGCGCUGGCGGCACUGCGCUCCCGCCCGGAUGGGCCAAUCCGUUUCUACCUGUCGGCCGCCACACUUGUCGUACUCCCCGCCACGCUCAUUGACCACUGGCUCCAACAGAUCCGGACCCACGUCGCUCGCGGCGCCCUGCGCGUGUGUGUUUUGGACCGCCUGGACCCCCGAGCUGCCCCCUCACCCGCGUCGCUGGCCUGGGAGUACGACAUCGUCAUAACCACCUUUAACCGCCUCAGCUUUGGGAAACCAAACCACCGUACAUCGGUUCUGGCUGCGGGCGGUGGAUCCGGAAGUCAUGGCGGCUGGUCGCAAGUGCUAUCGCAGAUUCAUUGGCUCCGUGUCAUCCUCGACGAGGGCCACCUUCUGGGCGCCUCCACCGCCAUCACCAACAAGCUGCAGGCCGCAUGUGCGCUGCUGGCGGAGAGGCGCUGGGUCAUGACAGGCACCCCCACCCCCGCCACCCACGGCAGCAGCGCCGCGCACCUGCAACCGCUGCUCGCCUUCCUACACCAUGAGCCGUACGGCACAAACGCAGCCACGUGGCAGGCUGCCGUACAACGACCCUUGGAUGCAUGCCGACCCGAAGGUCGUCGCCGCCUGAUGCGGCUGCUGCGGGAAAUCAUGAUACGGGCCAGUAAAGCGGAUCUGGUGCUGCUGCCGCGACUUGUACGGAAAGUGACCCUGCUGGACUUUGAGCCGCAGCAUGCCAAGUCGUACAAUGAAUUGGUGGAGGUUGUUCGUCGCAACCUGCUCACCAGCGACUGGUGCGACGAGGCGCACACGGAGAGCCUGCUCAGUCCGGGGCAGGGCCGCUGGAGCCGACAGAUGAUGAACAACGUGUGGCUGAGCUGCUGCGUGGCAGGCUCCACCAACAACGUCGUGAAGGAGGAGGACCUCUUGGAGACGUUGCAGCUGCUCUGUGAGCGACUGGGACUGCCCGCACCCCCCGGGGCGCCGCAACAGCCGCCGCUGUCUGGUUCAGGGGGGGGGAGCCGGGCGGCAGCUGGGGGGCCUGGGAGCGCGUCCGUGUCAGUGGGAGGUGUUUUGUCGCUGGGUCCCCCCUGGCUGCCCGGGGAUCACCCACUGAAGAGGGUGGAGGAGGGGCUGCGGUACGGCACUGAGUGUCAGGUGUGCGGUGAGUUCGUACGGCAGCCCAUGGUGACCCCAUGCGGCCAUCUGGCUUGCCUGGACUGUACGGCAUCGGACCGGGAGAGGUGUCCGCUACCUUCAUGCCGUACUCCGUACUUGAUGCAGGCGGUGGAUGACGCAGCUCGUAAGAAACACAACAAGAAUCCAAAAUGGCCGGUACCCCAGGAGCUGAUCGAGUGGCAGCCCGUGUAUCACCAGCAGAACGCAGUGGGCGAGUGGGGGGAGGGGCGGGAAAUGGGCCGGUGUAGAAGUGGUGGCACGUGGUCGGCCACGUGGCAGCUCACCACCUCCUCAAAAGUACGACACAUGCUCAAACGACUGAGGGAAGUAGGGGCGGCACCACCGCCACCGUUACCACCACAGCUACAGCCACCUGCAGCAGUAGCGGCAGCUGCAGCUGCAGCGGGAGAUCACCUUCCGGAGGUACCGCAGCGGCUACUGCUGCAACAGCGGCCGCCACCUCCACCGCCACCGCUACCUCCGCCGCCAUCAUCACCCUCGUGUUCCCGGCAGCCGCAUCUAGGACAGUCGGAGCCCGGGUCACCGCCGCCACCGCCACAGCCGCAGCAGCCGGCGAUGGCCCCAGCAGCAGCGCCAGCAGUAGCAGCAGUAGCCGGGGUGGAUGCUGGCGGGGGCCCAGCGGAGGUGGCUACCCCCGCCCCCACCCCCGCCACCCCCCUCAGGGAGCAGCUGGUCACCGGUGAAGACGUGGACGGAGGCGACGAAGGCGGCAGUGCAGGAGGAGGGCACCCGGACUGGAUGUCGGCGGGGGGGAGGCCGCCGGUGCCGCUGCUGGUGGCGCCAAUGUCCGGGGAGGCGGCGUUGACUGCACCGUCACGAGUAGUGGUGGUGGUGCCAGUGGUGGUGGUGGUGGUGGUAGCAGUGCAUCCGCAUCAGGGCCCAGUCAUCGGCAAGGAGAAGCGCGAGGAGGCCCUGUCCCGGUUCCAACACGACCCGCACUGCGGAGUGCUGGUCAUGGAUCAGCUGGGUGCCGUAGGUUUGGAUCUGUCGUUCGUGUCGUACGUCCUGCUGAUGGAGCCCCUGGAGGACGUGAGCUUGGAGCAGCAGGUGGUUAGUCGCGCUCACCGCAUGGGUGCCAGGCGGGCGGUGGAGGUGGAGACCCUGGUCAUGAGGGGCAGCGCGGAGGAGGUCCUGCUUAGGCAACUGGACGACCGGAGGAGGAGGAGGGACUGGACGACGCCGCGGACAGCGCAACAGCCACAGGUGCUGUGUCACAAGCUGCAGCAGCAGCAGCAGGAGGAGGAGGCGGAGGAGGUGGACUUGCUACACAACAAACAUUGCACCGGCGGCAGUGGUGGCGGCAGUGGCGACCGCGGCGGCGGGUGGUCCGAUGUGCGAUGUCCCGAUCGUGAGGGGGACCCGCGGGUCGCUGAGGACCUCGAGGGUACGGUGCAGGUGGACCGCCGUGCGCUGCGCAACCAGUUGUUCCUGCUGAUGCAGAAGGUGCGGCUGGGUGGGAGAAGAGGGGCGGGCAGCGGCGGCAACGGGGAUGGUGGCGGCGGCUGGAGUGGGGUUGGGGCCAGUCUUGUCAGCGGUAGCAGCGGUAGUGGCAGCGGGCUGCACAGGCUGCUGGUACAAGGCGGCCGCCGCGGCGAAGGAGCCGCCGCCGCCGCCGCCGCCGGCAGCAACAGCACCGGCGGCAGCGAUGCCAUUGGCCUUGAGGCCAUCAGCGCUGGAUCUAUCGCAACAGGCCGUAGCGCCGUCACUGCAGUUGCGGCGGCGGCUGUUAGCGCAGCGGACCCAGCGGCCGCCAGCACCACUGCAAGCGCCGCGAGCGCCUCAACCAUCACAACCACCACAACCGUUGCAAAUGCGGUUACUACUCACAUUGGCAAUGGGGUGAUGGCUGCACCUGGGGUGAAUGUGGCAGUGGCGGCGGCUGGCAGCGGGGGAGCAGGGCCAGUAGUGACCCAUGGGUUUGUUCAGCAGGAGGGGGUUGCGGAGGAGCAGAAGGCCCCCAAACGGCGCCGGGUGCGGUUCGCGGGGGAGGAGGGGGAAUGA
Messenger RNA from Volvox carteri f. nagariensis, 5631 nucleotides. RefSeq lists its product as uncharacterized. The record is from RefSeq and is a predicted model, not a curated record. The transcript is spliced from 26 exons. The coding region runs from base 1 to 5631 and encodes 1876 amino acids. Gene Ontology annotation, molecular function: ATP-dependent chromatin remodeler activity; zinc ion binding; protein binding. NCBI's taxonomy places the organism in Eukaryota, Viridiplantae, Chlorophyta, Chlorophyceae, Chlamydomonadales, Volvocaceae.